UAAUGGUUAAGGCGUGAAGCUAUUUUAAUCCCAUAAGGGGGGUUUAGGAUUAGGGAUAGAGAGAGAGAGAGAGAGAGAGAGAGAGAGAGAUGGGAAGAGAGACAACGGAAUCGCCUGAAUCAUCUCCGACGGAGAGCAGAAGCAGUUCUUGCAGUGAGGCUCAUCAUACUUGUUGCAACGAGAGAGUGGGAUUGCAUAUUCCCAAGGCUGUAAUCGACGAUAUCAUUGCCGACAAGCUCGAUGUCCAACUCCUCAGUUCUUUUAAUCCUUUCAUCAUUGCUGAUUUGAGUUUUUCAGUUGGACCUAAUAGGUUCCAGGUAGUGAAGAACAUAAUGGAAGCUGUAGAACUCAAGUACCUAUUUCAAGGCCUUGGUUCUUGUAUGCCUGAAUUUCAAAUGUACUUUAGUGAUCACUUCUCUAACGAUUUCAACAUGCUCUUCAAAUCCUUCCCUCCCAACAAGCGUUAUUUUGCAGCCGGCAUGCCUGGUUCAUUUUAUGGCCGCUUAUUUCCCAAGGCCUCUCUUCAUUUUGUGCACUCUUCUUAUGCCCUACAUUUUCUGUCUAGAGUUCCAACAGAGCUUGAAGAUGAGACCUGUCUUGCAUGGAACAGGGGAAGGAUACACUAUACAAGUUCCCAAAGAGAAGUGGUAGAGGCCUAUUCAGUUCAAUAUGCCAAGGACAUGGAUUCCUUCUUACAUGCUAGGGCCCAAGAGAUUGUAUGUGGAGGUUUGAUGGCCCUUCUCAUCCCAAGUCUUCCAGAUGAGAACCACCCUUCCCAAUCAAGGCUCAUCACUCUCUUUGAACUCUUGGAGUCUAGCCUCAAGGAUAUGAUCAAUAUGGGAUUCUCCAGUGAAGCUCAAGUGGACUCCUUCAAUAUGCCUGUCUACCAACCAUCUACACAAGAGUUAGAGGGAUUGAUAGAGAGAAAUGGGAGUUUCAGGAUUGAGAAAAUGGAAAUAUUGGAUCGUUCAAUGAGUCACUUAAUCGAAAUAGAAAAAUGUAUCACCUUGCAGAUGAGACCUAGUUUGGAGGAACUCAUCAGAAGACACUUUGGAAGUGAAAUCAUAGAUGCAUUGUUCGAUCAAUUUGAUAAAAGAGUUGCUGAAUCUUCCAUUCCUUCAGAUCUAAACUGCAAAACAAUAGGUGAAUUAUUUAUCCUUCUAAAACGCAAUUCUGACCAAUCAGAAGAUUCAUAGCUUCAAUUAGUUCUCAAAUUGGUUGAUAUUAAUUCCACCUUUCAACAGAUUUUCCUACAAAUGAUCUGAAAUUUCUGAAUUUCAGAUUAGGUAGCUCCAGUACCAUUACAAUGUUAAUAGUAUGACCCUCUACUUGUACAAUUAGAGUUGACCAUCCUUUUUUUAUGGUGGGCUGUGAAAACCCAAUUAAAAAGUUGAGUAGGUGAGAAAGCCAUUCAAACACAUAAUCAGUGAAAUAUA
Telopea speciosissima is the source of this 1436-nucleotide messenger RNA. RefSeq names its product loganic acid O-methyltransferase-like. The record is from RefSeq and is a predicted model, not a curated record. Gene Ontology annotation, molecular function: S-adenosylmethionine-dependent methyltransferase activity. The coding region runs from base 90 to 1196 and encodes 368 amino acids. The transcript has 3 exons. Gene Ontology annotation, biological process: methylation. Lineage: Eukaryota; Viridiplantae; Streptophyta; Magnoliopsida; Proteales; Proteaceae.